Xylona heveae TC161 is the source of this 3989-nucleotide messenger RNA. Its product is annotated as TPR-like protein. The record is from RefSeq and is a predicted model, not a curated record. NCBI's taxonomy places the organism in Eukaryota, Fungi, Ascomycota, Xylonomycetes, Xylonales, Xylonaceae. The transcript is spliced from 2 exons. Bases 146 to 3631 code for a protein of 1161 amino acids. Gene Ontology annotation, molecular function: protein binding; ADP binding.
UCUGGUUCGGAUCAUGUUGCUCAGCCUCGUCGGCGGCUCAGAUGGACUCUGUCUUCAGGGUCGACAUGAUCCCUUCCAUAUGAGUCCAUGACAUUGCAAAUGCCCUACACGGGACCGAUUGAAAGCAUCAAAAUUGUCUCUCAAUAUGCUACCACCGACAGAUAUUGUUGGGCUCGUAUCGUCGAUUAUCCAAAUCGUUGUUUUCUCAAAAGAUAUUCUUGAUCGAAUCAAACAAUACAAGGACGUUGUUAAAGAGUUCCCGCCGUACCUAGAGGAUGUUGGGCGCGAGCUACCAUUGAUCGUCGCCACUUUUGAACGGAUUAGAAUACAAACAGAACAAGGGGAUCUUCCAGAAAGCACCAAAACCGCCGUUGCGGGUGUUCUUACAGGCUGCGAAACGCAAAUUGGGUUGCUGCAAAAGACGAUUAAUAAAGUCAUACCCCAAGAUCUCUCAAAGCCCCAGCGCUUUUGGAAAGCAGCACAAAGCAAGUGGUAUGAUAAGGAGAUUAACGAAAUCUUGAAAAAGCUGAGAAGGUCGUAUGCUCCCUUGCAAUUGCACUUGUCGGCAGUAGGGGCGAUAGGAGCGGGUCCUAAACCACUCCAGCUGCCUCUGCCAGCUCCCCCAAAGCCCGCAAUGCAUAUCCCUUUUGAAAGGGAUCCAGGCUUCAUCGGCCGUGAAGAUAUCCUCGCUCAAAUUGAUGGGCGCAUUAAGGAUCGGGGCAAGGUGGCCCUUGCUGGCAUUGGAGGCGUUGGAAAGUCACAAAUCGCAAUUGAGUAUUGCUUUCGCUUUCAAGAAAAAAAUCCUGGCUGCUGGGUUUUCUGGGUGCAUGCUGCCAACGCUGCACGAGUCGAGCAAGCAUACAAAGACAUAGCAAAGGCAGCGGCCCUCCCAGACUGGAAUGAUCCAAAGAUGAAUGUUUUCGACUUGGUUUUCCAGUGGUUCACAGACCCCGACCGUUCGUCAAAAUGGCUGAUAGUCUUGGAUAACGCCGAUGACGCAGAAACAUUCUCCACCACGCUGCAUCUAUCGACGUCUCAACACGGCUCAAUUGCGAAGACUUUGGCUCAGUAUAUCCCUUGGAACGGAUCACUACUUGUUACCACGCGAGACCGUCAAGUUGGCCAAAGACUGACAGGUCGGGAACCAGUUAUAACAGUCGAAAGACUGUUACUCGGAGAAACCAAAACACUCUUGAAAUCCAAGAUCCACGAUCCAACUGCUUGGGAUGAUAGCAGUGCUAGUAAAUUAUUAGAACUUCUGGAUUGUCUCCCACUUGCUGUUACACAAGCAGCAGCUUUCAUCUCCGAAAAUGAAAUGACUGUUGCUGCAUAUACCCGGCGCCUGGAGAAGGCAGAAUCAGAAAUGCAAAGGUACCUGAGCGAGGAGUUGGCAGACACCCGGCGCGACACGCAUAGCCAAAACUCUGUCAUGCGGACUUGGAAAAUCUCUUUUGAUCAAAUCUUGCAACAAUCUCCUCGAGCAGCAGAAAUUCUUUCCCUGAUGGCCGUGCUUGACCGGCAGGGAAUUUCGGCUUCUCUUCUUCGCAGAGAGGAUGAGAGUCUUGAUUUUGACCUUGCAAUUGGAAAAUUGAAAGCAUUCUCGCUGAUCUCUUCCAAUCCUGACAAUUCAUUGUUCAGCUUGCACCGAUUGGUACAAAUAGCCACCAGAAGGUGGCUCGAAAUUCAGCAAAAGUUGGCGAUACAUCAGCUGCAAGCAGUGAAGAUCAUUGGACGUGCUGUGACUCAAAAUUUCAUCGCUCAUCCUAGCAUGAAUACAGAACUCAUAGCUCAGGCUGAGGCUGUAUACAAUUUUCAAGGACAACGACUCACUGAUGAUGAUCCAUUCUGUCACGCGAUAAUAACACUCUAUUUAACAAACAGCAGGGUUGAACAAAGAAGAUAUGCAGAUGCGCUUCAAUUGGCAAAAGAGUGUCUCAGUACCAUUCAUCACUAUGGCUCACGUCAUAAUGUUAACCAUCACGUGCUCUACCUUCACCAUAUCCUUGCAACUGCAUAUGUAGACAAUGGUCAUUCUCGCGAGGCUGGACCCAAGAUAUUAGGCCUUCUCAAAGCUGAUAAAAGAAUGUUCGGGUCUGAAAGUUUGUUUACUUUGAAGAGUAUUUAUUACCUUGGACAAUUUUACUUUCAACAGGGACAAUACAGGAAAACAGAAUUAUUGCUCGUUCAAAGACUGAGAGCUCAGAUGAAAAUCCUUGAAGAUGAUAAUGUAGAUACAUUAUCAAGCAUGGCUCUCCUUGCUGAAACAUAUCUAAAUCAAGGACAGUAUAACAAAGCGGAAAAGCUUUUUAUACAAGUACUUGAAACUGGGCGAAGGUUCCUCGGAUCAGAUGCUCUUGACACUUUGGACAAUAUACUUUUCCUUGGUGUGAUUUAUCAUCAUCAUCACGCACAAUAUAAUAAAGCGAGGGAAGCAGCAUUGCAUGCUUUUCAAUGUUUGAAAAGCGUCUUAGGAAUGGAGCACCCCGUUACCUUGGGAAGCUUAGAUCAGCUGGCAUUGACUUAUCUCGAGCUAAAUCAGCUUGAAAAAGAAAGAGUUUUACUAAUCUAUGUGCUUGAGAAUUUAAAGAGACAUACUGGCGCAAAAGAUCCAGGGGUCUCAAUUUAUAUGCUAAAUCUGGCACAGAUGUAUUUGAGCCAAGGACAGCUCGAAAAAGCAAAAAUGAUAUCCUCCCGUGCACUUGAAGCUCAAAGGGAGGCGCUUGGGACUACACAUCCGAGCACUCUGUUUAACAUGGGCAACAUUGCAGAUAUAUUAUACCGUUCAUCGCACAAGCCUCAAGCAUACAUAUUGAUGGCCAAAGCAAUGGAAAUUUCAGACCAUGUCCUCGGUACAGACCAUGAGUCCUCCAAGCUGCUGGGAAAUAUCAUUCGACAAUGGGACAAUGAGACUGUGAGCGAAGCGGCGAAUAUUAACUCGGCGGUGCGUUGCAGGGCCUGUUCCGACCCAACUCCAAGGUCCGCACCAAGUACGGCCGGCUCAGGCGCUGCCGAAACCGAUUGGGGCUGCGAUGAUUUAGAGUCUGUCUUCGCUGAGGAUCUUCCUUCGACGGUACAUCACAAGACGCCGGAGAGCGAGGACAAAGACGUCAAGGCGGCGCCCCGAGCCAUUGACAUGUCCGUAAUUGAAUUAAUGGCUUUCUUUCGCGCCAAUGCUAGUGCAUAUAUAAUCGACGAACUGAUCGACUGGAUCAUCAACGAGGGGCGAGCAGAGGAGAUUCGUGCCGGAAUCGGCAUAAUGACCAGUACUGGAUCUAGCGUCAGUGCUUUGUCCCUCGAUCAGUUCAUCGAUCACAUUAUCAUGGAGGAACGCGCACAGUUAAAAGAUGACUAUCAGAAAAUAAUUGAUGAAGUGGUGGCCGAGGCCAGUACCUUGUCCAUCAGUGACUUUAUCGAUCGUCUUUUGCGCGAAGCGCGGGCAGAGGAAGGCGACGAUCAAGAUGUGAUUGGACAAAUACUGGCUGAAGCCGAUGCAGUGCCCCUUGAUCAAUUUAUUGAUAGCCUUGAGAUGGAUGAGUCUUGGGCAGACGAGAUGCGCUAUAACGAGAAUACCGAAUCUGCUGUUGCUGUCAUUACUGGGUUGCUGGAGGGGCUGGAAGAUUUACGGAUAUGAUGACUUUACGCACUUUCCCCCGCUCUCUCUUCUCAUUUUCUUUUUCUUCUCCUUUCUCUUUUUCUGGUUCGUUUGAAUUUUUCUGAACUUUUGAUGAUGGAAACCACACGCACAGGUCCAAAGGUAUACUCUACCAUGGAAAAGACUUGAGUCAGAGGAUUGUUCCAAAAAUAUCAAGGAUGCCAUGUGGUCCGCCAUCUAAACAAUUGCUAUCUGUUCAAUUGAAAAUACAACAAAGAGAGUGAUGAGAGAAUCAACGACACCAUUUGCCAAAUGAGAGGCCCGUCAAUAGCAUACCACAACCACCUGUGAUAUACAUGUCAGGAUUUCUCAACAUCUGAUCUAGAUCCACAUCAUG